UGACUGGGUUAGCACGGAGGAGCAAUGCUGAGAGACGCCCAUGUGUCUUCAGUGUGUGGACAGUUUAACUUUUAGUCAAAAAACAUCGUUAUCACCUUUGUGUUGGACGUUGGGAUAAACCAACAACAGCGUCUCCAGUAGUUCAACCAUGGUUUUAGUUGAACAUGUUCUCCACAAGGUUCUGACUUACAUCCCAUAUGUUCUUGUUUUGAUGGACAUGAGGUUUGAAGGGGUCACAUGUGGUCGAGAUGGAAGCGUGGACAAUCACAUGGAGAUGGGGAAGAAACUGCUCGCUGCUGGUCAACUGGCAGAUGCACUUUCUCAUUUCCAUGCUGCCGUAGAUGGAGAUUCCAAAAACUACAUGGCCUACUUCAGGAGAGCCACGGUGUUUCUAGCAAUGGGGAAGUCAAAGUCUGCACUGCCAGACUUGAGCAGGGUCAUCGAGCUCAAACCAGACUUCACAUCGGCACGCCUGCAGAGAGGGAACAUUCUUCUAAAGCAGGGCCGACUUGACGAAGCAGAGAGUGACUUCAAGAAAGUGAUGAAGUCCAACCCCAGCGAAAAGGAACAGAAAGAAGCUCAGAGUCAGCUGACCAAGUCAGAUGAAAUUCAGCGUCUGGUGGCUCAGGCUCACAGCAGCUUCAGCAGCCAGGAUUAUGUGACAGCCGCUGCCCAUCUCGACACCAUCAUUGAUACUUGCAUUUGGGACGUGGCUUCACGGGAGAUGCGAGCAGAGUGUUUCAUCCAAACAGGGGAGAUGGGAAAGGCCAUCAGCGACCUCAAAGCUACGUCCAAGUUAAAGAGUGACAACACCAAGGCUUUCUACAAACUCAGCACCAUCUACUACCAUCUUGGAGACCACGAGAUGUCCCUCAAUGAAGUGCGCGAGUGCCUAAAACUGGAUCCUGAUCACAAGCAGUGUUACAAUCAUUACAAGCUGGUCAAGAAGCUCAACAAGCAGAUCCAGUCAGCAGAGGCACUCAUCCAGGAGCAAAGGUAUGAAGAUGCUGUAAACAAAUAUGAGGACGUGAUGAAGACGGAGCCCAACGUGCAGCACUUCUCUGCGCUCGCCAAAGAGCGCAUCUGCCAUGCACUGACACAGAGUCAGCAAGGGAGCAGAGCCAUCUCAGUGUGUAGUGAAGUCCUCACAUCAGACCCAGAGAAUGUAAACGCGCUGAAGGACAGAGCGGCGGCUUACAUCCUGGAGGAACAGUACGAGGAUGCCAUCAAAGACUACGAGACGGCUGCUAAACACAGUGAGAAUGACCGUGGAAUUAAAGAAGGCCUGGAGAAAGCACAGCGACUCCUCAAACAGUCUCAGAGGAGGGAUUAUUACAAGAUUCUCGGAGUGAAAAGGAACGCACAGAAGAAGGAGAUCAUUAAAGCCUACAGAAAACUGGCCCAACAGUGGCACCCGGACAACUUCCAGGACCCCGAGGAGAAGAAGAGGGCAGAGAAGAAGUUCAUCAACAUCGCUCAGGCUAAAGAGGUUCUCACUGACCCAGAGAAGAGAACCAAGUUCGACAACGGUGAAGAUCCCAUGGACCCAGAGAGCCAGCAAGGUCACCACCAUAGACAUGGAGGUUUCCAUGGAUUCCAGGGUUUCAAUCCCUUUGGUUCUGGACCCUUCAGCUUUAAAUUCAACUUCAACUAAAUGGAAGUUCAUGUCCAGCUGUCUUUCCGCUGCUGCAGGGAUUCUAGUGUUUUUGGAGACCACUGACCGGAGACACGGCAGUGUAACGCACUAAAAUGUGGAGCAAAUUGUCACUUUAAUUCAGUGACGCUUAAAGACAUUUCUUGAAUGUUUAAAAAUGUUAAUAAUGAUACAUGCCUUUAAAUCUAAGUGGUGAAGGACUUGCUUUUUGGACAAUAAGUGCCUUUUGGGAUACAGACUAUUGUGUUCUACACUUUACCACUUGCAUCCAUUCAGAUUGUUUGUACAUAGGUGCAGUGCUAUUUUUAUAUGAAUGGAGACUUUCUAAUGUGUAAAUAAAGAACUAUUUAUGUACACUGAA
Messenger RNA from Cynoglossus semilaevis (tongue sole), 2015 nucleotides. It is a transcript of the gene dnajc3a, whose product is annotated as DnaJ (Hsp40) homolog, subfamily C, member 3a. Gene Ontology annotation, biological process: protein folding in endoplasmic reticulum. Gene Ontology annotation, cellular component: endoplasmic reticulum. Gene Ontology annotation, molecular function: protein-folding chaperone binding; misfolded protein binding. Lineage: Eukaryota; Metazoa; Chordata; Actinopteri; Pleuronectiformes; Cynoglossidae. The record is from RefSeq and is a predicted model, not a curated record. The transcript is spliced from 12 exons. Bases 149 to 1654 code for a protein of 501 amino acids.